Brassicogethes aeneus is the source of this 973-nucleotide messenger RNA. The record is from the annotation of a GenBank genome assembly. Lineage: Eukaryota; Metazoa; Arthropoda; Insecta; Coleoptera; Nitidulidae.
GAUUUAUUCUAGGUUAUGUUAUUUGUUGUGUGCUUUUUUCUUGUGUCUAAAAGCGUGUAAUUAAAAAAAAAUAGCAUUAAAAUGUCGAAAAAAAUUCACAUACGUCUUGCAAAUCAUAGAGUAAAUUCUUCGGUGGCUGUAUAUUCCAGAGUACCAAAAAUAUUCACGCCUGGAGAAAUAAUAACGCCACAAAAUGAGUUUAUGAGAGGUCAUGGUACUUAUGAAGAGGACGGCAAUUUGAAAUCAUCUGUAGCAGGGGUUAGGGAACAAGUCAACAAUUUAAUAUCAAUAAGGCCACUAAAAAGCAGAUACAAUGGUGAAGUAGGGGACGUUGUGGUAGGAAGAAUCACAGAGGUUCAACAAAAAAGAUGGAAAAUUGAUACCAAUUCUAGAUUGGACUCUGUUUUGUUACUGUCUUCAGUUAAUUUACCUGGUGGAGAAUUGAGGAGAAGAUCUGUGGAAGAUGAACAUAUGAUGAGGCAGUAUUUGCAAGAAGGUGAUUUAAUUAGUGCUGAAGUACAGAGUGUUUAUUCCGAUGGAUCUCUUUCUUUACACACAAGAAGUUUAAAAUAUGGAAAGUUAGGCCAAGGGGUUCUACUAAAAGUCUUCCCAUCCCUUGUAAAAAGAAGCAAGACCCAUUUUCAUAAUCUCCCAGUAGGCGCUAGUGUCAUCUUGGGUAAUAACGGAUUUAUCUGGAUUUGCCCCACAAUCGUAAACAGUGAAGACAGUGUGGGAGGUUUCAUACAAAAUUUGGAAGAAGUGAUACCAAGGCAACAAAGGGAAACCAUUGCAAGGCUGAGAAACUGCAUUUUGUCCCUAACACAGAGUAAAAUGUUAGUGUUUGAUACCAGUAUUUUGUAUGCUUACGAAGAGUCAUUGAAAUAUGAGAUUUGUGAAUUAUUACAGCCUGAAGCCAUGGUAGAUGUGGCAUUGUUAACGCAACAAAGGCUUUGUAUGCUUGAGGAAUAAAGGU